GUCUUAAUAGCGGACUCUGCAUCGACACAAGUUUUAUUGUCAUUACAUUUUCAGGGCUGUUAAGUCUUCUGUGUCAUUCAGACAAAGUCCAUCAAAUCGCUGUAACUUGAGACAGUUCGAGUUUGAACAGAAGAUGGACAGUGUAGACACAAAGAGAUUAAAUGAAACCAACUCCAGUGAUGGUGCUUGGUCAGGGUGUUUUGUGCUCUUCUUGGGGUGUAACAGUCCAGCACACAACCUUCUGUCAGUUUACAAAGACGAGCAAGGGAAAUUCAGUGUGUUCAAGGUUAUUAAACUCACCCUUACAGAUUCAGCUGGCGGACUGGAAGGGUAUGAAAUCCUAAAACUGCACGAUUCUGAUCCCUUUCUUGGGGUAGAACUGAAAUUCAUGGCCAUGCCUCCCUGUCUGCGAUUCCUGGAGAGCUAUGCCUGUGGUUCACUUGCACAGUUUCUGUCCCAUCAUGCCUCGCGUAUUCUUGCAAUUCCCGAUGAGGUUGUCAUGAUAACACAGCUGAAAGCAGGAAUGCACACACUGGACCAAAGCUUAUCAGACCUAGAAAUGUGCCUAAAGCAUAUACACCAAUCACAGCCUGAGCGUUUGCGAGAUGACGAGGUCACAAGGUUGGAGCAGCAGCUGCAGAACAGCUAUGGUACUCUCAGUCAGCCACCACAGGAACUGCCUAGGAACUGCUUCUUGUUUCAGAAAAGAGUGUUUGACGAUAGACCAUUGACAUCUGCAGACCAGCAACGAUUUGCUGCUCAUGUGGGACGGGAUUGGAAACGAGUGGGAAGGGUCUUACAGAAGAACUGCCGUGCCCUGAAAGGCCCUGCUAUCGACAAUCUUGCUUAUGAGUAUGAAAGAGAAGGGCUUUAUGAACAGGCCUAUCAACUGCUUGGCCGUUUCAUCCAAUCAGAGGGCAGGAGUGCCAAGCUGGGCUGUCUUAUCAGUGCACUGGAGGAGACUAAACUGACCAGCAUGGCAGAGAUCAUGUUGGGCAUUCAGCCAAGGGAUUGAGACAUUUAUGGAAUGAAUGAUAUGUUUCUACUUUUGUGUGUGUAUGUGUGAGUGACUGUUACCAAGAUAUACAGACAAAUUUAAAUUGUGUGAACUCUCAUUUUUGUGAUAUCUUUGUUUACAUCAUGACCUUAUUAUUUCUAUCUCUGUCAUCACUUUGAAAUUGUUUUGCAACCACCAGUCAUAGCCCAAAAUUAAAUACAUUUUAAAUGAUCAUGUUUUUC
Messenger RNA from Xyrauchen texanus (razorback sucker), 1239 nucleotides. Its product is annotated as tumor necrosis factor receptor type 1-associated DEATH domain protein-like. The coding region runs from base 134 to 1015 and encodes 293 amino acids. The record is from RefSeq and is a predicted model, not a curated record. Gene Ontology annotation, molecular function: transmembrane receptor protein tyrosine kinase adaptor activity. Gene Ontology annotation, biological process: extrinsic apoptotic signaling pathway; positive regulation of canonical NF-kappaB signal transduction. Gene Ontology annotation, cellular component: tumor necrosis factor receptor superfamily complex. Lineage: Eukaryota; Metazoa; Chordata; Actinopteri; Cypriniformes; Catostomidae. The transcript is spliced from 6 exons.